This is a messenger RNA of Canis lupus familiaris (dog), 2010 nucleotides long. It is a transcript of the gene CLDN9, whose product is annotated as claudin 9. Gene Ontology annotation, biological process: bicellular tight junction assembly; cell adhesion. The transcript has a single exon. Gene Ontology annotation, cellular component: plasma membrane; bicellular tight junction. NCBI's taxonomy places the organism in Eukaryota, Metazoa, Chordata, Mammalia, Carnivora, Canidae. Gene Ontology annotation, molecular function: structural molecule activity. The coding region runs from base 842 to 1495 and encodes 217 amino acids. The record is from RefSeq and is a predicted model, not a curated record.
UGGGGCAGGCAGGGGGACGGGAGCUGGGCUGGGGGUGUGGAUACUGGGGGAGCUGGGUGUGUUUGCAACACAAAAUGAAAAGCCCACAGGGAGGAGUUGCUGGGGGCGGAGGCGGUGGCUCAGGAGGCAGCUGAACCUCCACUUCCCUUCUCUUCUCGGCGCCGACUGGAGCCCUGCCCUCACCCUUGCCUACUCCCCAGCUGGUCCUCAGCCUCUCCUUUCUUUUGUUCCUGCAUCCCCACAAGCACGGAUGUCCUUUCGUCUGGUUCCCGGUGGCAGUACCCCUUCCCAGGCUCCCCAUCCCAUCCCCAGCCCCUCCUUCUCCCAGUAGCUCAGCCUCCGCCAGUCUCCGCUUCGCCGCCCCUCCCUCUGCCUCCACCUCAAAACCCCGCCUGCACCUGGGAGCCCGCUGAGUCCCCAGGUGACACCCACAGAGGGUGCGCUGCUCAGUGUGAAGCUGCACCUGCCAGCGGGACCUCAGCCUGAAGGUGGGUCUGGAGGGUCUUUGCAAGCUGGGCCAGGCGGGCGGCGGCCAGGACGUGACAGCAGGGUGGCAGGAGCAGCAGCCACUGGGCAUCGGAUAGGCAACGGGCCCCUGGAGGGGACACUGCGACUUGGCUGGAGCAGGACUGUGAGAUUGACCUGUGCGUGUCGGGGUGAGAGAGACACCCGUGAGGGGCUUGGAGAGAUGUGCUUUGCAAGAGGCCCACAGAUGUGAGGACUGUCCGGCCGAGGACGCGGACUUCUCCUUGCGCUGGGCGCCAAGACGCCCACCCUGCAGGAUCCGACCCACCCCUGAGUCAGCCAGGUUGUUCAAGGUUCAGAAGACCUGAGGGGACAGAUGGCUUCAACAGCCCUUGAACUCCUGGGCAUGACCCUGGCCGUGCUGGGCUGGCUGGGCACCCUGGUGUCCUGUGCCCUGCCCCUGUGGAAGGUGACGGCCUUCAUCGGCAACAGCAUCGUGGUGGCCCAGGUGGUGUGGGAGGGGCUGUGGAUGUCCUGCGUGGUGCAGAGCACAGGCCAGAUGCAGUGCAAGGUGUACGACUCCCUGCUGGCGCUGCCCCAGGACCUGCAGGCUGCCCGCGCCCUCUGCGUCGUCGCCCUCCUCUUGGCCCUGCUCGGGCUGCUCGUGGCCAUCACAGGGGCCCAGUGCACCACCUGCGUGGAGGAUGAAGGCGCCAAGGCCCGAAUCGUGCUCACCGCAGGGGUCCUCCUGCUGCUCUCCGGCCUCCUGGUGCUCAUCCCUGUCUGCUGGACCGCGCACGCCAUCAUCCAGGACUUCUACAACCCCCUGGUGGCCGAGGCCCUCAAGCGGGAGCUGGGGGCCUCCCUCUACCUGGGCUGGGCCGCUGCCGCCCUGCUCAUGCUGGGUGGGGGCCUCCUCUGCUGCACGUGCCCUCCACCCCAGAUGGACCGGCCCCGAGGCCCCAGGCUGGGUUACUCCAUCCCCUCCCGUUCAGGGGCAUCUGGGCUGGACAAGAGGGACUACGUGUGAGGUGGUGUCCCUGGAAGCCCGCUGUUCCAGCCCUGACCUCAUGAGCCCUGGCCUCGUGCUGGAUGCCCUGCUGUCACCCUGGCUCCAUUCUGCCAACCUAUUCCCCUGCGGGUGAAACCCAUUUCCCUGAAGCUCCAGUCAGGCCUGACUACAGAGCUGAAACCUGACCCUCUCCAAUGGGGUUCCCACAAGUCCUUCUCCUGCCUCCACCCAGGCAGAGCCAGAGCUGAUGGGGUACACUGGCCUGCCCCUGCCUCCAUCCCCAGACAGAUUACUUUCUUCCAUGGUCCACACUUGGGCUGGCCCUCCUCUUCCUCUGAGGUCACCUGGGCUUCACCCCAAGGGCAGCAGGUCUCUGGCUCCAAACCAAGGAGGGGAUCCCUGCCCUGGGGUGGGUCCUCUCCAGCCUGGCCACCACCUGCAUCCAGAGAUCCAGGCCAGGAGUCCCAGCCAGUCACCUGCCCCACCUUCUCUGCUCACCUGCUAGUUGGAAAUAAACAGAAUUUUGUACCUUG